Molecule: messenger RNA, 1389 nt
Organism: Funneliformis mosseae
Lineage: Eukaryota; Fungi; Glomeromycota; Glomeromycetes; Glomerales; Glomeraceae
Source: the annotation of a GenBank genome assembly
AUGUCUCGGUUAUUUUUUGAAAUUCCCGUCAUGAUUGGAGCUAUUGAAAUCUCUAGGGUAGCUUUACUUGAUCCUUUAGCUAAAGUAUCUUUACCUUAUUUCAAAACGACCACCAAACAUCAUGGUUACACCAACGCACUGAAGUGCGCUUCCACGGUAGCCCUGUAUUAUUUACUUGCGGACAACUUUAUGUUUUUACCGAUAUAUUUUUUAAAAGUGGCUAUUGGAACCAUCAUCGGAACCAUUUUCGUCUGCUCCAUCCUAUGCAAUUUCACGCCUCUAUGGGAAAUUUUAAUGACCUCUUUCGUGCACGUCACGGUAAAAGAUAACAAAGCAUCUUCUCGCGAUCGCACGUCCAAUCUUGACGACGUUAUCGUCGGUAACCUUGUUGUACCUUUCAAACAACAACAACUCCCUUACAAUAACAAUAAUGAAACCUUGAUUAAAACGAGUGAAAGGAACCAUUUCCUUCAACUUGGGAUUAAAUUAUCAAAUGAGAACAACUACAAAUUAUCCUUCCCAAAGAAAUUUCAUCGGUUCAAUCAAAAUGUUCAAAAAAAUUUUCAACACGAAGUUAUCAUCAUGAACGCUAGCGUUUUGGUUAGAUUGAAUAGAUUACUUUCAAUCCCCUCCCGAUCAUCAACUUCUCGUUCGCGAAAAAUUUUCCCUGCAACGAUACCAAUUUUCCCCAGGAAAAGUUUAUUAAUUUGUGAUUCUCAUGAAUUAAAGAAACCUCUUUGUGAAUUUUCGGAAAAACAAGUUCACGUCGAUGCAGAAGUUUACGUGGCACCACCUGGUGAUUUAUUCCUCUCGGAAAAAAUUGAUAAAUUAGAUCAAGAACUUGUCUACUUAAAGGAGCAUGAAAGUUUAACAAGAGAAUUAAUUAGUCAAAAAGUACAACAAAAUGAUUUAAUCGAUGAGGAAUAUGAGUCCACCAAAAAAAUUCAUCAAGAGUUGAUCAGUCAAAUUGAACGUAUUGAUAAUCAAAAACAUCAGUAUCAAGUUCAAGUUCAAGAAAACAUCAUUUCAAAGGAUGUGACGAAGAUUACCAUCCCGGCUUUUACCAUUAAACGAGAAAAUUCAAAAAAGUUUGCCAUAUACGUUAUUAUGGUACAAAGACUUGACGCUGCCACUGGUCAAGUUAAAUCUGGCUGGAUCGUUCCUCGUAGAUACAAUGAAUUUUCCUUGUUAAAUAAAUACUUGAAAAAACAUCACUCUUCAUUUGUUAAGAAAUUCCAACUUCCUGGAAAGACAUUACUUAAUACUUUAGAUAAUUCUUUCUUGGAAUCUCGUCGUAUUCAACUUGAAAAUUUUUUGCAGGGUAUUUUGACUAAUGAUGAAAUUUGUGAAGAAAAACAAUUCUUGAAAUUCUUGUCAAAAGAAAACUAA